Messenger RNA from Doryrhamphus excisus (bluestripe pipefish), 3409 nucleotides. It is a transcript of the gene lin28aa, whose product is annotated as lin-28 homolog Aa. Gene Ontology annotation, biological process: pre-miRNA processing. Gene Ontology annotation, cellular component: cytoplasm; nucleus. Lineage: Eukaryota; Metazoa; Chordata; Actinopteri; Syngnathiformes; Syngnathidae. Gene Ontology annotation, molecular function: zinc ion binding; mRNA binding. The record is from RefSeq and is a predicted model, not a curated record.
CUCUCUUCCCCAGCUUGACUUUGCAUGAGAGUGGAAACCUGCGUGGAUUUGAGGAGACGCCAGCCGAGGGGAGCGUGGUUGCUUAAUAUUCGAGACGAGGACAUGGGCUCCGUUUCCAACCAGGACUUCCCAGGGGUGUGCAAGGCCGACGAGAACUCGGGCCCCAGCAUCACGGAGGAGGUGGAGGACUCCACGCAGUCCUUCCACGGCCUCGGCGUGUGUAAGUGGUUCAACGUGCGGAUGGGUUUCGGCUUCCUGUCCAUGACCAGCCGGGAGGGCGUGCAGUUGGAGGAGCCGGUGGACGUGUUCGUGCACCAGAGCAAGUUGCACAUGGAUGGCUUCCGCAGUCUGAAAGAAGGUGAAGCCGUGGAGUUUACCUUCAAGAAAUCCUCAAAGGGUCUGGAAUCGCAGCGGGUCACGGGUCCCGGCGGCGUCCACUGUGUGGGCAGCGAACGCCGACCUAAAGGCAAGAAAGUCCAGAAGCGACGCUCGAAAGGAGAUCGGUGCUACAACUGCGGCGGCCUGGACCACCACGCUAAGGAGUGCAAGUUGCCACCUCAGCCCAAAAAGUGCCAUUUCUGCCAGAGCAUUGAUCACAUGGUGGCCAACUGUCCAAUCAAAGCACAGCAAUCCUCGCCGGGUUCUCAGGGAAAUCCUUCGUCCUUGAAGGGAGACGAGGAGGAGCACGGACGCUCUUCUGCACCUCCGCCUGUGCCUCCUCAGGAGCCCUCUGAUUAGCCGGUCGGUGACGGGGAGGUGACGGGUAGCACGGAGGCCAAUCAAACUGCUUUAACGGAGAAGAAGGAGGCCUGAAGCUUCUUUUUGGAACUACCUCAGGUUGAAAAAUAUUCUCAUUGAAUGCUGCAGAUUUUGUUAUUGAUUACACUCAGGAAUUCCGCUGUUUUAUUGCACUCAUUCCAAUUGUGAGAAUCGGUGCUGUUCUUGGAUGAAGAGGACCACCACCAUCAUGAUAAAUCACUCUUUUUUUUAAUUUUUGGCCUCUUAUUAGGCAGCUCUACCUCUUUUUUUUACUUUUUUUAAAACUCAGGUCAUCACAUCGCACACUUUAGCUGCCUUACUUUCCUGAUGAGCGAUGUGACAGUGGGUGGGGUUCCGGGGUGGGAAGGGUUUAGGGCGUUAGGAUUACUACAGUGCCACUAUUGACGGCCACGUUGAAUGUCAAAAUCGGUGAUCAUUUUUUUGUGAUCAUUUUUUUGCUUUUAAAUCAUGGUGGCAUUAUGCUACACUAUCAGUACUAAUCAUCCUAACCACACAUGAUUCAUAGAGAUUUAAUCACAUGCUAAUCCCAGCAUUAAUCCACAGCUGUCCUCCCAAAACAGCGGAUGUCCCCAUUUUUUUUAUUUUUUCCCCUCCCCUCUCAGCUCCCUUUGAGGAAUAGUUCUAGAACCCUCGGGAACAAGCCUGAGCAGAGCAGACCUGUAGACCUACCUAGCUAAAUGGUGUCAUACUCCCGUUUUACAGGAGACGGCGGCGCCUAAUUAAUAUAUACUGUAUGUAAAGUUAUGCUUUUUUUUCUUUUUGGAAAAGAGAGAGAAUGCUAUGUAUUUAUUUUCAUCCCAGAUGUGAUGCAGCUUCUCAGCCUCAUAUUACUCAUUUUAACCUUACAGUUCACCAUAGUAGACAUUAGGGACGGGCGUAGUCAUUGAUUUCUGUGUGUCCAAAGUGCGACCCAGGGGCCAUUUGUGGCCUGCCAUUGUUUUGUUUUUUUAUUUGCCCUUGGCAUACUAGAUUAAAAUGAAAUCCUUAUGAAUUAUAUUUUAGAUAUUACACCCAUUUGCUUUGUCACCAACGACACAGACUGCUUUAGUUGUAGCACCUAUAAUAUACAGUAUCGGUUGCACGGUGAUUGAGUGGUUAGCAUGCAGGCCACACAGCAAGAAAACCAGAGUUUGAUUCAAACCCUGACAGUUCUCAUCGUGCAUGCGUGGGUUUUCUCCCACAUUCCAAAAACAUGCUAGGUUAAUCGGCGACUCCAAAUUGUCCAUAGGUAUGAAUGUGAGUGUGAAUGGUUGUUUGUCUAUAUGUGCCCUGUGAUUGGCUGGCGACCAGUCCAGGGUGUACCCCGCCUCUCGCCCGAAGACCCCUGCCCCAACCCUUGUGAGGAUAAGCAGUAGAAAAUGAAUGAAUGAAUGUAUAUUAUGGUCAGCUGGGAUAGGCUCCAGCAUACCCCUAUAAUAAGUAGUAUAGAAAAUGGAUCACAAAAACAAAAUGGAAGUUCAGGAUAACACAACAAUCUAUUUAUUGACACCCCCCCAUAGGCCUUUUUCCAUCGAGGGCCUCAUGUAGAAAAAUCAAAACAUGCUUUGACAUUCUUUACUAUGCUAAACAGUAGUUUGGGUAUAUGCUAUUUGAAGAAAACACUAACAUCUCAGCUUCAUGUAAUAGGGUGAGAAAGCAAAUGAAUGUGAUAUAGAAUAAUACAGUAUAUUGCAUUAAUAAUGAAUUAAUUUUACUUUUACAAUGUGUUAAGGGCCAUUGGAAAAAAUGACCUCCACUUUGGACACUCGGUCCAAGGAAAUGUCAUCAAAUCUCUUGUAAAAUACAGUAUGUCAUAGGAUUUUUAUUAAUUUUUAACGCUUCUAUCUAUGCCAAAAAAAAACAAUGCAAUGUUACUCUGCACUAAUCAUGUGUAAGAUGCAUUAAUGUCUUCUGAGAAACUUCCUUUUUAUGUGUUAUUUUUUUUUACUUUUAACAUUCAGUAUCAUUCCUCUUCUCUCAGGAAAAUGGUGUAAACUCAGGGAUUUCAGCCAUUUCUCCCCCUUUUUUUGUCCUGAUUUGACAUGCCACGCCAUGAAAGAUAAUGUUCCGCUGUUGUUCUGUUCCUCUAUAAUGCUGGUAGAUGGGGAUGUAGUAGAAUAAGAAGGGAUGCAGGGUGGGGCUGAUAGUGAAAUCAUCUCUCUCGAAACAUGGCCAACGAUUGGUGUUCCAGACUAUCAAUGCUUAUGACAAAUAGAAUGUUGUCACUCACACACAUACACACACACACACACAUAUAUAUACACACAGUCACUGUACGUUGUGAAGGCAAAGUGGAAGUGCUUUCUGUUGAUUUAGAAACUGUAUUGUGAUGUUUGCUCUAUGAUGUCAUCAAACCCCUUCAAUGACGUGUUUUGGUGAUUUAAUAUUUCUAAGAUUCUCAGGGUAACUCUUCUUCUUUUGUUUUUUUUUUUUACUUAUUUUAUCUUUGUGACACAUCAGCCAUUUCAUUACCGUAGUUGUUUGUGUUUUAUCUAAUCGGGUGAAUGGCUCUAGAGCCCCAAAAACAAAAAUUGUUUAAAAAGAUGAAAGAUGUGCAUUUAUGAUGAAUGUAUGGAUGUUUACCAUAAAAAGAUGAUCUUGACUUUGUCAGGCGAUGAGCAGCAUGUAUCAAGUAUCACUGCCAUGAUGU